Phalaenopsis equestris is the source of this 2448-nucleotide messenger RNA. RefSeq names its product protein NRT1/ PTR FAMILY 4.5-like. The record is from RefSeq and is a predicted model, not a curated record. Gene Ontology annotation, biological process: transmembrane transport. Gene Ontology annotation, molecular function: transmembrane transporter activity. Gene Ontology annotation, cellular component: membrane. NCBI's taxonomy places the organism in Eukaryota, Viridiplantae, Streptophyta, Magnoliopsida, Asparagales, Orchidaceae.
AUGGGGGCAAACAAAAGAAACUGUGGGGAAGCUUUCGUGAGGGGGAAGGUGGACUGGAGGGGAAAUCCGGCGAAGAGAGGAGUUCAUGGAGGAAUCAUCUCAGCCAUCCUGCCAACCGCGACGUUUGGGAUGGAGAAUCUGGCAAGCUUGUCUCUUGCGAUGAAUCUGAUAAGUUAUAUGAUCUUUGUGAUGCAUUAUGAUAUCGCCGACGCUUCGAAUAUCGUCACCAAUUUCACCGGCACCGGAUACAUGCUCUCUGUUCUCAUAGCUAUUUUCUCCGACUCUUUCAUCAACAGAUAUAUAGUUGUUUGCUUGGCUCUCAUCAUCGAAUCCUUGGGCAUAGGGCUGCUAAUGAUCCAAGCACACCACCCAAACCUCCUUCCUCCUCCCUGCAACAUCUUCGCCCCAGCUUCGUACUGCGUCAAACUCCACGGCAAGAACGCGGCCAUCAUGUUCGCGGGGCUCUACCUCACGGCAUUCGGCUCCGCCGGCGUGAAAGCGGCGGUGCCGCCGCACUGCGCGGAUCAGUUCGACGAGAAGAACCCGAGGGAGGCGAGGCACAUUUCCAGCUUCUUCAACUGGCUGCUGCUCAGCCUCUGUCUCGGCGGAACAAUCAGCCUCACCGUCGUCGUCUGGAUCAUGGACGAGAAGAGCUUCGCAUUGGGCUUCGCCGUCUGCGUCCUCGCCCUUCUUCUUGCUCUGUUCAUCUUCGUGUGUGGGAUUCCGAGGUACAGAAUUCCGGUCAUCCAGCAGGAUAACGCUUUCCUUGAGAUCUUUCAGGUGUUCAUAGCAGCAAUAAGGAAUUGCAGGCUAAAACUCCCUGAAGAUCCGAGAGAGCUCUAUGAGAUUGAGAGGCAGGAGAGUCAGCCUGAAGGAGUUGAAUUUCUGCCUCAUCGAGAUCUCUUCAGGCUCCUCGACAAAGCAGCAAUCAAAACAACCAACAGGCCCAACGAAACCCUAAACAAAUGGAAACAAUGUCGUGUAACCCAAGUCGAAAUCGCCAAGAUGAUCGUCUCCUUAAUCCCCAUAUUCUGCAGCACCAUCAUCAUGAGCACCUGCCUCGCCCAGCUCCAGACCUUCUCCAUUCACCAAGGCACCACCAUGGCCACCCUCAUCGGCCACCUCCACAUCCCCCCGGCCAGCAUCCCCAUCAUCCCCAUGCUCUUCAUGCUCAUCCUCAUCCCCGUCUACGACCGCCUCCUCGUCCCCUUUGCCCGCCGUCUCACCGGCAUCCCCACCGGCAUAACCCACUUCCAACGCAUCGGCGUCGGCCUCAUCCUCGCUUGCCUUUCAAUGGCCACCGCCGCGCUCGUCGAGCGCAAGCGCAAGCGCGUUGCCGAGACGCACGGCAUGCUCGACGCCAUCCCGCAGCUGCAGCCGCUGCCCAUAUCCAUAUUCUGGCUCAGCUUCCAGUACUUCAUCUUCGGCAUGGCGGAUAUCUGCACCUACGUCGGUUUGCUUGAGUUUUUCUACACGGAGGCGCCGAAAGCUCUCAAGACCUUCGCUUCCUCGUUUCUCUGGUGCUCGCUUUCGUUGGGGUAUUUCUUCAGCACCAUUUUGGUGCAUGUCGUUAAUGAUAACAGGGGGGGAGGAGGGUGUGGGGGGUGGUUGGUGGGGGAUAACAUUAACAGAGCUCAUUUGGAUCUGUUCUAUUGGUUGCUGGCAGUGUUGUGUUUCUGCAGUUUUUUCGUCUAUUUGUUCUUCGCGAAUUGGUACAAGUACAGGCCUCGAGCGGUGCCAGAAGAGAAGGUGGGGGUAGCGGUUAAUGAGAUUUUGAGCAUAGAUUUUGGUUGUUCCCAUUUAUAUGCACUUCGGAAAAGAUUUUUUGUUCUUCCUGUUCCAUUGCAAUGUCAAUUUGCGUUGGAACAUGUUUCUGUGCAAAUUGUAGCUUUUGAGUAUGUUUUUGGUUUUCCUGUUGUUGUGCACUUCGAACAAAUGGUGCAUAUUGUGGUUGCAACAAUGACAUUACAUAAUUUCAUCCGAAAACAUUCCUCACAAUCAGAUACAGACUUCAGUAUGGCUGACAAUGAUGAACUGAAUGUUUUCGAGCAACCUCCAGGAAUUGUGGGUGGGCAUUCAUUACCUGAGAAUGAUAUAGACUCUAAUGAAUUUGGAGAUUAUGAUGGUGAAGGGUUGGCUGAUAUGAUUGUUUUAAGGGAGUCUAUCACAAAUGCUAUAUGUGAUAUCAGUUACAAACAGAGGUAUUUUGUGUUAUUGUGGACUACCGUCUCCGUUGCUCACGUCACGUCAGUCACGUCAGACGUCAGUCUCAUAGCUUUGAGAGGCAGUUUUACGGUUGUGUCAAGGGUGUUUCAGCUCGUUAAGGUUUCUUCCGGUGGGUUGAUAGUCCCACAUAUUACACUGCCAGCACUCAUGCCAGCAGUCAUGGGAAUCCAGUGUUUUCUCAGGUUGACAGUGCAGAUGAGGACAGACAUAGCCAGAGUCUGA